Molecule: messenger RNA, 149 nt
Organism: Dentiscutata erythropus
Lineage: Eukaryota; Fungi; Glomeromycota; Glomeromycetes; Diversisporales; Gigasporaceae
Source: the annotation of a GenBank genome assembly
AAGUUACAAAAUCACGCCAUUUACAAAGCAACACCAGCAACAUACCGACACGACAAAAUCAGCAGGUCCAUGAUCUGGAAGAAGAAAGGCCACCAACAAACGAAGAGGCACUAAAACAAUCAAUCGAAUACACCAACGACACGACAUAG